Naegleria lovaniensis is the source of this 3765-nucleotide messenger RNA. RefSeq lists its product as uncharacterized. The coding region runs from base 1 to 3765 and encodes 1254 amino acids. NCBI's taxonomy places the organism in Eukaryota, Heterolobosea, Eutetramitea, Acrasida, Naegleriidae. The transcript is spliced from 2 exons. The record is from RefSeq and is a predicted model, not a curated record. Gene Ontology annotation, biological process: actin cytoskeleton organization. Gene Ontology annotation, molecular function: actin filament binding.
AUGCGAAAAGUCAGUGAAACCAAUUGGGAGGAAACCCAAACUCGUGCCUUCACAAAAUGGAUGAAUUCUCAUCUCAAAAAGAGAAGUAUGAAAGUUGAGAAUCUCAUCACUGAAAUUGGAUCUGGUGUUCCUCUCUUUGUGUUGUAUCAAGAGAUCAGUGGUGAAAAAUUAGGUAAAAUGUAUGAGAAUCCACAAAGUAAAUUUCACAAAAUUGCCAAUUUAAAUAUGGUGAUUGAUCGGAUUAAUCAAGUAGUGGAAUCGAUGGGAAUCAAACUUCAAUUCUCUGCUGAACAGAUAUUUAAUGGAGAGAAGAGACAAGUAUUGGGUUUGAUUUGGACUUUGAUUUUGAGAUUUCAAAUUAACAAAUCUGCUUUGGAAGUUGAACAACCAAAACCAACACCUAAAGAAGUCGAACCAGUCAAAGUUGACACCACUACAGAACAAGCAACAGUAACUGUCACACCUGUAGAACCUGUCAAACAAAAUAUUCCAACAAAACAACAAAAACCAACCAAAGCCAAUGCUGGUGACAGUGCAAAACAAGAAUUACUGAGAUGGGUUCAAGAAAAAUUAAAACCUUAUGAAAAUGAAUUUGUUGUGAAAGAUUUUACUCACAGUUGGCAAGAUGGUAAAGCUUUAAGUGCUUUAAUUAGUACUUUGAAACCAAAAGCUCUUAAAUAUAAGAAAAUAGAUUUUGUAAAUACCACACCUUUGGAAAUUAACACCAAUGCCAUUCGUAUUGCUGAAGAGGAAUUGGAUAUUCCAGAAAUUAUUGAUCCAGAAGAUAUCACUGAUGCACCUGAGGAACUUUCUCUCAUGACUUAUAUUUCCUAUUUCAGAGAUUAUGAUAAUCUUCAUCCUGAAGCAGCUCAAGAAGUUGAUGAAGAGGAAGCAGUGGUGACAGAGCCUGCAGUCACACUUGUUGAAGAACCAACUCAAAUUAUUGUUGAAGAUAUUAUUCGUCCUGAGAUUGAUCCAUCCAAAUGCGUGGCAGAAGGUCCUGCCUUUGAUGCCAACAACCCACCUGCUCAGGGAUCAAGAACUUUUUUCACAAUUACAACCUUUGAUGAAGAAGGAAAUCGAUACAUUCCAAAAAGUGUGGAUGAUGACGAAAAUCAAGUUAUUGUGAAUUUAUUUAGUCCACACAUGUCUGAGGAUGAGACCAUUCCAGAACCUGACAUUAAAAACAAUGGAGAUGGUACUUAUGAAGUUUCCUUCAUUGUUCCUGUCGGUGUGAAAGACAUGAAAGCUCUCAUUGUGAUCAACGGAGGAAGUAUUCAAAAUUCACCUCAUGAUAUACCAAAUGCUACUGUGUUUGAUCCAUCUAAAUCAUUGAUUACUGGUCCUGGAGUGGAACCUUAUAAUCUUUUUGUUGAAGAGCCAACUAGUUUUACGAUUCAAUGCAAGGAUAGUAAUGGAAAUAAUAUUCCACAAAAAGGAUUGAAGUUUGACAUUACGCUGACGGAUAGCAGUACUGGAACGAAGGCUCCUAUUGAUGUGACUGAAGUGACUGACAAUGGAGAUGGAACGUAUACUGUGAACUAUACACCAAAGUGUCCUGGAGGUAGUUAUGAACUUUCUGUUCAAACCACCAAUGAAGAGGGUGUCCUCGUUCCAGUAGGAAAUUCUCCUUUUGAUGUCACAUUUGAACAAAAAGUGUGUCCAACCAUGUGUACUGCUCGUGGCAAUGGAAUUUUACCUUUUGGAUUGAAAACUGGAGUGUUAACCAAGUUUGAUGUUGAAAUUAGAGACAAGGCAGGAAAUAUUAUUCCAUUUGUUACCGAUGCAGAUAUCACUGUUGAUUUAGUAUUGAAUGAUGAAUCCAUUGAACCAGAAGAUUAUUCAGUGAAGAUUGAAAACAAUCAAAAUGGUACAUUUACAGUUUCCUAUAGACCUAAAAGAGCUGGAGUUCAUUAUAUUCUUGUAAAAUGCAACGAUGAAAAUAUCAGUCAGAGCCCAUUCAAAGUAGAUGUCACAAACAUUCCAAGUGCUCCAAAUUCCAAACUUAAAUUUGUGUCUGUGAAAAAUUUACCCAAUUUAGUGGAAACAGAACUCGAUUUGAAAGUUUUGGACUCUUUGGGAAAGAAAGCAUUGAGCAAGAAUUGCAAAUUAACAGCUCUCGUUGAAGAUGAAGACGGUAAUUUAAUUCCAGCCAUGAUCGUACAAACCAAAGACGACAAAUUUAAAGUCGUCUUUCAACCAAAAGGAAAAGCUGCUCCUCUUCAAAAGUUUAAAACUCAAAUUCUUAUGGAUGGAGUUCCAGUUGGAGAAUCAGUCACUGUGGAACACAAACCAGCACUCGCUCCAAAAUUAUGCAAAGUAUUUGGUCCUGGCUUGAAUGGAGCUGAUUUAUUGAACAAGGACACAGUUCCUGCCAUGUUAAAAAUCAAAGCUUUUAACACAGCCAAUCAACCAUUCAUUCAAAAUAAUUUACAACCUGUGAAGGCAUCUGCUAAAAAGUUGAAACGUCUUGCCAAGACCAUUUUCAAAGAACCUGAAUAUUUCAAAGAUUUAUUGAAUCCAAUCUUUGAUCAUGAAUACCAAGAUGAAGUGGUCGAUUCUAUUGAUUUAACAAAAUCAGUUGAUUUAGAUGAAGUACGACCACAACUCGAAAAACAUGUCAAGAAACAACCCUUCCACGUCAUUGUGAAAAAUGAAAAGGAUGACACGGAAGAACCAACACUUGUUUUUAACACGGCACCCUCCGAAUAUACUGUAUUCUAUCAUCCAACCAAAGCAGGACCAAUUUCAAUUACCAUUCUUGACAAGACACCACAAGGUACUAUUUCUCCACAACCUGUUGUUGCUGAAUCUCCGUAUCAUACCUUUGUCACAGAAGGAAUUGAUCCAUUGAAAUGUCAAGUGAAAGGACCAGGUCUUCUCAAAGCUUACAAAAAUCGACCAACGUACAUUACCUUGUUGCCAAGAGAUGUACAUGAUUAUCCAUGUGGUGUUGGUGGUCAUGAAUUUAGUGUCAUGUUGUGUGAUGAGAGUCAAACUCAACCUGUUCACACACCACUCACUAUUGUGGAUCUUGGAAAUGGAAAUUAUGAUGUGAAAUUUAAUCCACCUAAAGCAGGAAAGCAUUUUAUUAGUGUGAAAUGUGACGGAAAAGAAAUUAAGGAUUCUCCAAUUCCAAUCUUUGUGCGAGAUGAUCAAUAUGCUCCAGAUCCAAAGAAUUGUCAUGUUUACAAAAAUCCUGAAAAGAUGAAGACCACUAAACCACGUCACUUCUUUGUUCAAAUGAAAGAUAAGAACAAUGAACCAAUCAAAUCUGGUGGAGAUCCUCUCAAGGCAGUACUCAAAACUCAUGAUGGAAAAUUUGUUGAAAAUCUUCCAGUUUAUGAUCCAAAUACUGGAAAAUAUAAGGUGGAUCUAGCUCCAAAACGACCUGGAAAAUAUGUCGUGGUUUGUUCAUUGGGUGAUGAAGAUGAUGGAGGUGAACAAAUUUCUGGAUCUCCAUUUAAUUUGACAGUUAAUCCAGGAUUUGCUCCAUUAAAUUCUGAAAUUGGAGAAUGGGAGUAUGAUAUUCACACAGCUCAAGAAAAUGAAGUUGAGGAUUUGAUGGUGAAAGUUAAAACUCCAUCUGGUAAAACUAUUUAUCCUGCCAUUACGAAAUAUCCAAAACCUGUCAUGCUUGAAUCGGACGAUGGUGAGACCAGUCAACCACAGGAAGAUGAAGCUGCAGUUGAUGAUGAAUUUUCAAAGGGUGAUCGAUUCAAGUUGAGUAUUCAGACCAAGGAUGUUGAAAAGGGGAUUAUUUGA